This is a messenger RNA of Wyeomyia smithii (pitcher-plant mosquito), 2746 nucleotides long. It is a transcript of the gene Klp64D, whose product is annotated as kinesin-like protein KIF3A. Bases 152 to 2176 code for a protein of 674 amino acids. Gene Ontology annotation, biological process: microtubule-based movement. The record is from RefSeq and is a predicted model, not a curated record. The transcript is spliced from 5 exons. Lineage: Eukaryota; Metazoa; Arthropoda; Insecta; Diptera; Culicidae. Gene Ontology annotation, molecular function: microtubule binding; ATP binding; microtubule motor activity.
UUUUGGUUGUCAUAGCAAACAAGAAAAAAAGUUCAAAACGGAUCGAAUUUUCACUCGGGGCUUAUUUGCACAACUCAUAAUAAAGUGUCUGGUAAUAAAUGAGAAGUUUUUGUCAAUAAAAAUACGAUUUUUCGAAUUUUUGCCGUCUGAAAUGCCGGAGGAAUCGAAAACGGAAGGUGAAAUCGAAAAUGUUCGAGUAGUGGUGCGAGUUCGGCCGAUGGACAAAAAUGAAAUCGAUUUCGGCUGCCAGAACGUGAUAAAAACUGACAAGUGCAAUCGAAGCAUUACUGUUUACAAACCGAAUGCGAAUUCCAGUGAACCACCAAAGGUGUACUACUUCGAUAAUGUUUUCGGUGAAGAAUCCACACAGAUCGAUUUAUACAUUGACACCGCCCGUCCGAUCGUCGACAAGGUGCUCGAAGGAUACAAUGGCACUAUCUUGGCGUAUGGCCAAACUGGCACCGGUAAAACGUACACCAUGUCCGGUAACCCGGACUCCCCCCAAACCAAAGGUAUAAUACCGAACACAUUUGCCCACAUCUUUGGGCAUAUCGCCCGCGGUAAGGAGAACCAAAAGUUUUUGGUACGUGUUAGUUAUAUGGAGAUUUAUAACGAAGAAGUACGAGACUUGCUGGGCAAGGAAAUUAACAAGAGUCUAGAGGUGAAAGAACGAGCCGAUAUUGGAGUGUUUGUCAAAGAUUUAAGCGGUUAUGUGGUGCAUAAUGCGGACGAUUUAGAUAACAUCAUGAAAAUGGGAAAUAAGAAUCGAGUUGUGGGAGCCACAAAAAUGAAUUCCGAGUCUUCACGUUCGCAUGCUAUAUUUUCCAUAACAAUCGAAUCCAGUGAAACAGAUGAAGUUGGAAAGCAACUGGUAAGGAUGGGUAAGUUGCAGUUAGUAGAUCUGGCUGGCUCAGAGCGGCAAAGCAAAACACAGUCCAGUGGAUUGCGACUCAAGGAGGCUACUAAAAUUAACCUAUCGUUGUCGGUUCUGGGAAAUGUGAUUAGCGCAUUAGUUGAUGGAAAAAGUACUCACAUUCCGUACCGUAACUCAAAACUAACUCGACUAUUACAAGACUCUCUGGGGGGCAAUUCCAAGACGGUAAUGUGUGCCAGCAUAAGUCCGGCUGAUUCAAAUUACGUUGAAACUAUUUCCACGCUGCGCUAUGCCUGUCGCGCGAAGAAUAUCCAAAAUAUGGCUCAUAUUAAUGAUGAACCGAAGGAUGCUCUGUUGCGCCAUUUCCAAGAAGAAAUUAAAGAACUUAAGAGACAACUGGAAGAAGGCGUCUUCAUGAAUGGCAUUGAAACGGAUGAGGAAGAAGAAGACGAGGAAGAUGAAGAAGAUGAAAUUGAAACUGAUGAAGAGAAAGAAAAGGAACGCAUGGAAAAGAAAGAAAAGAAGCGCAGAGAAAAGGCUAAAGAAAAGCGAGAAAAGGCCGACGCGGAAAAGGAAUUACUUGAAAAGAAGGCAAUGGAGAACGAGGAAGAAAUCAGUCGGGCGAAAUCGGAACAGGAUCAACUUCGCGCAAAACUGUCCUCUUUGGAGAACAAAAUUCUUGUUGGUGGUGAAAACCUGCUGGAAAAAGCACAAGCACAGGAAAUGCUUUUAGAAAAAUCUCUAGUUGAGCUUGAACGACGCGUAAAAACCGAACGCGAGUUGGAGGAGAAUCUACAAAAAAUCGAGGCCGAACGAAUUGACAUUGAGGAACGGUAUAGUUCCCUACAAGAGGAAUGUGUUGGAAAAACUAAAAAACUGCAACGGGUCAUGUCAAUGCUGAUGAGCAUUAAAUCCGAGUUGGCUGAUCAGCAGCAGGAACAACAGCGCGAGAAAGAAGGCAUUUAUGAAAAUAUUCGCAGUUUAUCACGAGAGUUGGCUCUCUGUGAAUUGGUAAUAAACUCCUACAUUCCUAAAGAAUAUCAGAACAUGAUAGAGAAAUUUACCCACUGGAACGAAGACAUUGGCGAAUGGCAGCUGAAAUGUGUAGCAUACACGGGCAACAAUAUGCGUAAAAAUGUGGCCGAACCAAAACUCAACACCAAAGAAACGGAUCUGAUUGAUUUAUCGCAUGUGUACUUGAGUUACAACACUGAUUCUGUAACGGAACCAGUGCGGGCCAAAACUGCCAGGCCACGCACAUCGGGAAUAGCUCGGCCGACUACGGCUCGAAAGUAUUAUUAAGCUAGAUCUGAAUAUUUCUGCAACGCGAAAGCGCCCAGCACAAUGAUCAAAAGUAUUUAGGUAGAGGAGAGGCUUUCUUUAUUCGCACCCGUGUGUUGAUUCGCACGCUUGUUGUAAAUUAUGGUAACCCAUCAUGUUUCAGUUCAGUUCUUAAAUCACGUGCAAUUAUGUUCUAGUCAAUAGGACAAACUGUCACCAGUGUUUAUAAUUUUAGAAUUUUUUUGUAAUGUACUUGUGUUCAUUGUUUAUCUUAUCAUAUUAUCAAUAAUUCACUACAAACUAUCUGCUGUAAAACUGUAACUGUUGAUGUGAUUCUAUCUAUAGAAAGGGGGUUCAGUUUUAUAUGAAAUUCUGUUUGGCAUUCGGUUUGUGGAUUUGUAACUUGUGUUCCUUACGUUUCAGCAAAUAUUAUUUCAGUCGUAACGAGAUUUCUUUUAUAUUAUGCAAAUACAUCACACACAAAUAGUAGUCACACAAAAAUUCCAGUUCAAUUGAGAGUCGUAUCCGAUCUAUACUCACAUUGAUAUUUGUCUAUGUAUAUUUGCUGAUCAAUAAAAGCUAGUUCGUUGA